AUGGGUUGUAUUUCUUCAAAACAUACCUCAGAUUCCUCUACUAGGGGUAUAGGUUCAGAAGUAUCCGAAAAAAAACCAAUUAAUUACAAAUAUCCUUUUCCAGAAAAUGUUUAUGGAGAAGAUAGGUUAGUACUGCAACAUUAUUUAUUUAGAUAUAUUUGGCAAAGCAAUUUUUCUUCUCCAAUCGAAGAAUCACUUAAAACUCCAGGCAAAAAAGUCAUAGAUGUUGGAUGUGGGAGUGGAUCUUGGAUAUUAGAUAUGUCCAAAGAAUAUCCGGAUGCAAGUUUUAUUGGGAUUGAACAAGAUGAAAAGACGUUUCCAACCAUAGAUGACAAACCUAAAAAUGUAUCAUUUCAAAAAUGUGAUUUAACAAAAGAACUUCCAUUUGAGGACAAUUCGAUCGAUUUUAUUCAUAUGAGUUUUAUGACUUCAGAGAUUCUAGAAAAAGAAUUGGAAGUAAAGAUUUUACCAGAUUUGAUUAGAAUUUUAAAACCAGGAUGUUAUAUAGAAAUAAUGGAUAUUGACGCUGAGGGUAAAAACGAAGGACCAUCUACACAAAUUCUAAUGUCUUCAAUUCGAUCGUACUACAAGUCUAAAGGAUUCAAUCCCCUUAUAACAUCCAGAUUAGAGCCAUUAUUGAAAUCAACAGGCUUAUUAUCAGAUGUUAAUUCAGAAGAAUUGUUUCAUCCUUUAGGUAGUUGGGAUGAAAAAAUAGGAGAAAUAGCUUUAAAAGAUUGGUCCCAAGCACUCAAUCAAUUAAAGGCCACCUUGGCACCAUUCAUGAAUUUAAAUGAAGACGAGUAUCGUGAAUAUGUCAGAUCUUUCAGAAAUGAGGAGGUUUUUUUUUAUUGA
Entrophospora candida is the source of this 852-nucleotide messenger RNA. NCBI's taxonomy places the organism in Eukaryota, Fungi, Glomeromycota, Glomeromycetes, Entrophosporales, Entrophosporaceae. The record is from the annotation of a GenBank genome assembly.